AUCGCACGAUACAGAGCAACACCACCCAGGCAGGGCCGAGUCAGGAGCGCGAGCUCGCGCCGCAGGUCCCCGGCGUCUGCGGGCGCGAGCACGUCACGACCCUGCGGUGCGCUGGGGCGGGGGGCGGAGUCUCGGCUGCACAAAUGGGACCGAGGAGGCGGGGUGGCCGCAAUUUCGCGCCAAGAGCUGCCGGAUUCCUUCGGUGGCGGCGAGCUAGCUAGGAGGUGUUUACAGCUGCUGUUAUGGUUCGUACGCUAAACUGCAUCGCCGCUGUUUCCCAGAACAUGGGCAUCGGCAAGAACGGGGACCUGCCCUGGCCCCCGCUCAGGAACGAAUUCAAGUUUUUCCAAAGAAUGACCACAACCUCCUCAGUAGAAGGUAAACAGAACUUGGUGAUUAUGGGUAGAAAGACAUGGUUCUCUAUUCCUGAGAAGAAUCGACCUUUAAAGGAUAGAAUUAAUUUAGUUCUCAGCAGAGACCUCAAGGAACCUCCACAGGGAGCUCAUUUUCUUGCCAGAAGUUUGGAUGAUGCCUUAAAACUUAUUGAGCAACCAGAAUUAGCAAAUAAAGUGGACAUGGUUUGGAUAGUGGGAGGCAGUUCUGUUUAUAAGGAAGCCAUGAACAAACCAGGCCAUCUUAGGCUAUUUGUGACAAGGAUUAUGCAGGAAUUUGAAAGUGACACAUUUUUUCCAGAAAUUGAUUUGGAGAAAUAUAAACUUCUGCCAGAAUACCCAGGAGUUCUUUCUGAUGUCCAGGAGGAAAAAGGCAUUAAGUACAAAUUUGAAGUAUAUGAGAAGAACAAUUAAUGUGAAGGUGUUUUCUGGUUUAUUUCAAGUUAGUUGUUCCCCCUCCUCUCCAAACAAUUGUAGAUUUUAAUAUUAGAAAAAAAAGGCUUUUGUUGACUUUAGGUCAGAGGUAAUUUCCUCUAAGCAAUGAAAUUUUAUUAAUCUUACUUAGGCUAUAGUUAAGACUAAUCUUUUUUUUUUUUAAGAUUUUAUUUAUUUACUUGACAGGCAGAGAUCACAAGUAGGCAGAGAGAGAGGAAG
Messenger RNA from Neogale vison (American mink), 1046 nucleotides. It is a transcript of the gene DHFR, whose product is annotated as dihydrofolate reductase. Lineage: Eukaryota; Metazoa; Chordata; Mammalia; Carnivora; Mustelidae. Gene Ontology annotation, cellular component: mitochondrion. The transcript is spliced from 6 exons. Gene Ontology annotation, biological process: tetrahydrofolate biosynthetic process; glycine biosynthetic process; dihydrofolate metabolic process. Gene Ontology annotation, molecular function: NADP binding; dihydrofolate reductase activity. The record is from RefSeq and is a predicted model, not a curated record. Bases 243 to 806 code for a protein of 187 amino acids.